Molecule: messenger RNA, 953 nt
Organism: Acaulospora morrowiae
Lineage: Eukaryota; Fungi; Glomeromycota; Glomeromycetes; Diversisporales; Acaulosporaceae
Source: the annotation of a GenBank genome assembly
GGGGGGCAGAUUGCGUAGGCAAUUUGACCAGAAGAGAUCAACCCAGAACGACAUCGCUAGGUUGCUAUAAAAGUAUCGAUGUAACUCACGAUUCUUUAAACGGUCUUUCUAGUAUAGGAUUUUUCGACCCAUACCUAGAUAGAGAUGGUAACUUAAUGGACCCUGGAUUAUGCAUUGAUUAUUGUGCCAGUUACCUUUUUUACUUUAGUGCCCUAAGAAAGGGAAAAGAGUGUCGAUGUGGAAACCAAAAUAGUCUCGUGGCUUUGAAUAAAGUCGAAGAUUUUAAUUGCAACAUUACUUGUGUUGGAAAUAGUUCGUACAUUUGUGGCGGAAACGAAGCUUAUACGGUUUAUAACGCUACACUAACUAAAAAUAAAAUACCCUCCUCUGGAUUGCCUCCUAUUGACAAAAAACUUGAUAUUAUCAAAAAACUCAAUGACGAUGUUAAUUAUUUGGGAUGCAUCAAAGAUAGCCCAUACUGUGGAGUUCGCGCCCUGAAUGGCUCGGAGAUAGAAGGCAUCACCAAUAUGACUGUAGAUAAUUGCAUAGAGUAUUGCCGUCAAAAUGGGUUUAAAUAUGCGGGAUUGGAGAUCGGAACUCAAUGUUUUUGCGAUAAUAAGUACGAUAGUUUAACACAACUAGAUCCAGGAGACUGCUGUUUUAGUUGUGCAGGAAAUAACUCCGAAAUUUGCGGAGGACCUUUGGCUCUUAGUGUAUACAAAGUAAUACUACAUGCAGAUGAACCACCCUUCCCAACUAUCAAAAUUACUCUUGGCGUUAUUGGUGCUAUUUUGGCUAUAACAGAAUCCACAGAUAGUGUAAAAACCAUCGACACAAUCAACAUCGACAUUAUCAACAUCGACACGAUCGACACGAUCAACAUCGACAGUAUCGAUGAAACAAACAUCAUCGAUGCCGAUUUCAAAUCAUUCAACGCCACAAAGGACAACUGA